AUGACGCGUCAGCAAGGCCAAACCCGAUCCAAAUCGGCGACCGGGAAACUAGUACUCCCGUGGAAAGGACAGUUCCGAGUGGUCGAAAUCAACCACCCCAAGGCCGUAGUUUGCGACAUAUCAAGACCGGACAAACCGAACCGCACCGUUCAUUUGAACCAGAUAAAGAAGGUAUACACCAUUACAGGACCGGCGGCGACAACCUCAUUGGAAGAAAACCCCGAAGCACCAGACAUAUGCGAUUCCACCGAUCAAGCUGACAACGUCGACACCGACGAAAAUUUAGCUAGGACGGAGUCCCCAAAACUAAUUGAUAACUCCGAAACACACGUUCCGGAGAACUCGGCGAACGCUGAAUCCCUAAACCGGAGAUACAACCUAAGGAAAUCAUUAAAACCACCAUCAAGACUCUCUUUCUAA
This is a messenger RNA of Caenorhabditis bovis, 420 nucleotides long. NCBI's taxonomy places the organism in Eukaryota, Metazoa, Nematoda, Chromadorea, Rhabditida, Rhabditidae. The record is from the annotation of a GenBank genome assembly.